Oreochromis niloticus (Nile tilapia) is the source of this 2699-nucleotide messenger RNA. RefSeq names its product KH domain containing, RNA binding, signal transduction associated 1b (gene khdrbs1b). Gene Ontology annotation, biological process: regulation of alternative mRNA splicing, via spliceosome. Lineage: Eukaryota; Metazoa; Chordata; Actinopteri; Cichliformes; Cichlidae. Gene Ontology annotation, molecular function: mRNA binding; poly(A) binding. The record is from RefSeq and is a predicted model, not a curated record. Gene Ontology annotation, cellular component: nucleus.
GUAGGCGGCGUCAGUCCGGAGAAGUACGUCCCUCUGAGCUCACUUCCGUCGGUUUGAGUUGGCUGUUCUUCCAGCGCCUCGCAGCUUUUGUUCUCCCAUUUCCAACUAGCCACCGCUGCUGAGUAGAGGGAACCAACCGGUUGGGAAGCGGCAAAGAGUAACGGACCCGUCGGUCGCACAAAAACGCCACAUGCAAAGCGCGGUCUGCAAAGAGGAUACGCGGUUCUCCGUAGUUACAUAAUUGGACUACUUUUUCCUCCCCGUAUACUGUUGGGUUUAUUUUUCUCCACGUUUUAUUUUUUGCACCGAAACUGACUGCCCCCCCUACACCUCUAAACUCAACAAAAUGGAGAACGACGACAAAUAUCUCCCCGAGCUUCUGGCGGAGAAGGACAGCCUGGACUCGUCGUUCACACAUGCCAUGAAACUUUUAAACGCGGAAAUUGACAGAAUCCAGAAAGGUGAGACUAAAAAGGAAACGGAGACAUACCUGGACCUUUUCACAACGAAGAACAUCAAACUCAAGGAGCGAGUGCUCAUACCUGUCAAACAGUACCCGAAGUUCAAUUUCGUGGGGAAGAUUUUGGGACCUCAGGGCAACACAAUCAAACGUCUGCAGGAGGAGACUGGAGCCAAGAUCUCUGUGCUGGGCAAAGGAUCCAUGAGAGACAAAGCCAAGGAGGAGGGGCUGAGGAAAAGUGGCGAGCCCAAGUACGCCCACCUCUCCAUGGAGCUGCACGUGUUCAUCGAGGUUUUUGCGCCUGUGCCCGAGGCUUACCUGCGCAUGGCCCACGCCAUGGAGGAGGUCAAGAAGUUCCUGUUUCCGGAUAUGAUGGAUGAUAUCUGCCAGGAGCAGUUCAUGGAGAUGAGCUACCUGAACGGAGGCCAGGAUCACGGUGCCCGAGGCCGAGGUGGCCUGCCAGUCAGGGGCCGCGGUGUCCCCCCUGCAGGAGCACACAGGGGCAGGGGAAUGCCGCCUCGUGGUGCUGCUGCCAGGGGAGGUGUGACUCGAGGUGGCCCAGCCAGAGGUGGCGCAGUGAGGGGUGCCCCAGCAGGCAGAGGAGGACCUCGCAGCACCCGCCAGGGAGCUGUGGCACCCCGUGCCAGACUCCCAGCUGGAGGACCUCCCCAGAGGAUGCCACCACCACCUCCCCACCAGCACAACCCCGGUGCAGCUGCCGAAGGCUAUGACGAAUAUGGCUACGAUGAGAGCUACACAGACACGGCCUACGAGUCUUACGACAGCUAUUACAGUCAGCCGCAGGCAGAACCAGAAUAUUAUGACUAUGGACAUGGGGAGACCACAGAGUCAUACGAGUCCUAUGGCCAGGAUGACUGGAACGGCACCCAGCGGACAACUCCAGGGAAGGCCCCUCUCUCCUCUCGAGGCGGCAAGACGACUUACCGGGAGCACCCAUAUCGACAGUACUGAAGCGGACUCGCCACCCUUAGUGUCGCCCUGACAAGCGCCUGUCUACCACGGCAGCUCUCGCUUUAAGAAGCCCGACAAAAGUAAUUGUCUGUUUUGUCUUUGGUUUGGUCUUUUCCUACGCCGGACUUUAUACAAGAGAGCAAAUUGGGAACUGAAAAUCGGAACUGGUUUUUGAGAUUUGACCGCGAACUCCCUCCCCCACCCCUUCUUUGUCGCACCAACCAACCAUCCAACCAACCAAAGCGGCUUUUAGAUGGGUCAGAGAUGAGAAGUUGGCGUUCUAUAUCUUUCUUUUUUUUUUUUUUUUGAGUUUUUUUUAUUUAUUUUUUUAGUUUUGCUGUCAUUUUUAACUCUGACCCCUUUUACCCUCCUCUGGCUUUUUUUGCAUUGUUGAUCGUUAAUUUUUAAUUAUUUUAUUUUAUUUUUUUAACUGUUUGGGAGUAGUCGUUUCUAGUGGAGUUAGUGGCUCAUUAUCCACUUGUCUAAGGAAUCCAUUUUAAUUGUUUUUAUAUACAUAUAUAUAUAUAUAAAGAAUCUGUUGAGGGUCAGUUGCAGAUUCCCAUUUAGGCUACAUUUCAAAAUUCUGUUAAUAUAGCCAAAUAAAAGACCUUUUAAACGUUCAGUUAUGUAAUAUAGAAACAACCAAAAACCCAAAUCCUUAAAUGAAGCAAAGGCUAACUCAAGUACAAUUCAUUCUUGAUUAUGGUUUGUUGUUUAAAUAGUUCUAAAACGUUGUCCAUUUAGACUUAGGCAGCAAUAUUUGUCAUUGUACUUAGAGUUUUGAAAUAUAGCCCUAAUAGACACUGUUGAGAUGGACUGUCCUCAUAUCCUCAAUUUGUUUGUCAUGUUUAAAAACGAAAAAAUUAAGAAUUUUAAGACUGAAGACAAAAUGUUUGUUUAAUGAGAACACGGCCGAGACCUGGUCUCACCUGUUGUGCUAAAAGAAAAAAGAAAAACACGGUUCAGAUCUUGAUUUUGUGAUCUGACUCUACAUAAACUGCAUGCACAAAGUACACAAAGAAGGAUUGGGACAAAAAUCUCCACAUGGGUCUUCUCUUUCUAUAGAGAAGGGAUCCUGCAGCUCAAUCCGAACUCUUGUACAUAUUUUAAAACAUCCUAACUGUACUUAUUCUGCCACUAGUAUCUGUACCCUCUCCAUAAAAUGCAUUAUGCUACAUGUGUAAGCUUGCCUAAAUAGGUUACUAAAUCUGUCCAAAAGAUGUUUUGCAGCAGUUUGUCAAUAAAGCUUAGUUUGUUUUUUAUGAAA